Molecule: messenger RNA, 2007 nt
Organism: Phalaenopsis equestris
Lineage: Eukaryota; Viridiplantae; Streptophyta; Magnoliopsida; Asparagales; Orchidaceae
Product: FRIGIDA-like protein 2
Exons: 3
Coding region: 227-1756 (509 amino acids)
Source: RefSeq, a predicted model, not a curated record
UAAUCGCUCCCACGCAUUUAUCAUCACCAAAAAUUCUUUGCCGUCAGAACCGCAAAAUAUAACAUCCCCGCGAUUUAUUACGCCGCCUGGACCGAGGGCUAGGGUUUUUGUCCGUGAACCGCUUCUUUCCAUUUGGGUUUAGGGACAUUCUCUUCCGACUCGGACAAUCGCUCAGGUAGUAUUGCCUUUCCUCUUCCCCCGUAGCAGCUUUCUGUUCACCACUGAGAUGGGCACGGAACAUAUUGAGGCGGCCAUCAAUUACACGGCUGAAAAGAAGGAGGAUCUGCGGAAGGCUUUCGCCGACCUCCAAUCCUUUUCCUCUUCCCUCGUUUCGUUCACACUGCAGUGGAAGGACAUCGAAGACCACUUCUCCUCCAUCGAGAAGUCGAUUGAGGAGCGGUUCCGUGAACUCAAGAAAUUGGAUAGCUCUUCAGCGGUGAAGAAUGCAGUUGCCAUUCUAGCGGAUUCUAGGGUUGAGGUGAACCAGGAUAAUACGGUGGUUGUGCCUCGUUUGGAGCUUAAGACCCUCUGCCUCCUAAUGGACGGCAAGGGUCUUAGAUCGUUCAUCAUUAAUAACAGGAAGGACAUUACGGCGAUCCGCAGGGAGCUUGGUCCAGCCCUUCUAUCUGCGCCUGAUCCUGCCAAGCUUGUCCUCGAUUCCCUCGACGGUUUUUUCCCGCCUGAAAAGUUGGCGGAUGUAGAUCUAGUUGCGAUCAGGAGGACUUGCCUGACGCUUUUGGAGUGCUUUCAUGAUAUGUCUCUGGAGAUAAGGCCGUUAGCCAGGGAGAGGGCGAGGGGGCUGGCGGUGGAAUGGAGAAAGUUGCUUUCGGAAGCGAAAGGUGACACGUCACUUGUGGUGCUGGGGGUGUUGCAUCUUGUUGCUACGUUUGGGUUGGUUACUUCGUUUGAAGUCGAUGAUAUUCUUGAUCUUAUUGUCCUUGUUGCCAGGAGAAAGAAUAUCAUUGAUCUAUGCAGGAGUGCUAAACUCCAUGAAAAUAUUCCUGAUUUGGUCGAAAAACUAAAUAAUAGUGGGAAGCAACUAGAUGCUGUCAAAUUUGUCAUUGCUUUUAACUUAACAGACAAAUUUCCACCUGCCUCACUCUUGAAUGCAUAUGUAAAAGAAUCAAAGAAGACCGCACAAGAAUUGCGGAAAAAGGGAAAUCAUUCCGCUCAAUCCCAGAAUGAAGCCUCUUCAAAAGAGAUUGCUGCACUAAGAGCAGUAGCCAAAAUUGUUGAGGAGUACAAUCUAGGAUCAGUUUAUAGCUGUGAGAAUUUUCAGAAGCGUAUAGAACAGUUGGAAAAACAAAAGGCUGAAAAGAAGCCAGACAAGAAAAUGAAUAAUCAAAAGGCAGAAAUGAAACCAGAAAAGAAGCGAGGAGCUGCUUCUAACUCUAAUUUUAGGGGACAGAAGCAACAGUAUGAACAGUCUAACAAGCGUCCUAGAUCUUCAGCUUCUGCUUCAACUGUUCGUGAUGCUCACCCAUUUUCACAUAAUACACAGCUUGGUCUGGUUGACCUGGCUCCUCAUGCGGGUUUUUCUGGCUCUUAUCCCUUGUCUACAGCUUCAACUCUUUAUAAUCAUGGUGGUGCAAGUUUGUCUAGCGGUUCUGUUGGACUUGGUGGAUCUCUUGCUUCGUCGAGGUAUAUUCCAUCAGAAUCGAUGAUGGACUCUGCUUUUUACGAUAGGGCGGUCCAUAAUGAUAGUUACGCUAAAUCGGGUUUGCGUCCUCCUUAUCAUUCGGGCUUCUAUUAUUGAUGCUCAUGUUAUUUACCAAAAGCUUCCGGUGAAGCUUGAUCUUCACUAAUUUGGAUGUUAAAUUUGUGUUAUUAACUUCAAAAGUAGUGACUGUUUGAGUGGUUUGGGUUUGUUCAUGUGGACAUAUUGACAUAUUGUCUGUACAAUGUGUUUUUAUGAUCUGUUGGGUAUGAACGUUAAUUCCAUGUUUUUGAUUUUGCGAGUUAGAGAUGGACAUCUUUUGGUUUGGAUGAAUGAAUUUUCCUUGUGUU